This is a messenger RNA of Penicillium cinerascens, 1602 nucleotides long. Its product is annotated as amidohydrolase. The record is from RefSeq and is a predicted model, not a curated record. The transcript has a single exon. Bases 1 to 1602 code for a protein of 533 amino acids. Lineage: Eukaryota; Fungi; Ascomycota; Eurotiomycetes; Eurotiales; Aspergillaceae. Gene Ontology annotation, molecular function: hydrolase activity, acting on carbon-nitrogen (but not peptide) bonds.
AUGACAUCCGUUUUCAGAAACGGUCGGGUUUUCGUCGCCUCGUCAUCGGCCAGUGACGGUGACAACUUCGCAGAGUGCAUGAUCAUCGAGAAUGACCGCAUUGCCUAUGUCGGUCCUGAGAUCAAGAUCCCGGAAGGUGCUACAGUCGUUGAUUUGAACAAUCGCGUCGUUGUUCCAGGAUUCGUCGACGGCCACGUUCAUAUUCUGCAUCAUGGCCAAUCCCUCCGGAAAGCGAAUCUCAUUGAAUGCACUUCCCUCGAGCAGAUCCGGGAAGUGAUCAAGACGUAUGCCCAAGAACACCCGUCGGCACCACGCAUUCUCUGCCGAGGGUGGAUCCAAUCGUCCACCAAUGGAGUCGCUCUAGCUAGCAUGCUCGACGAUCUUGAUUCGCGACCUAUCUACAUUGACGCUUUCGAUCUCCACUCGAUGUGGUGCAACUCAGCUGCACUCGAGGAAAUGGGUUCUAGCACUUGGGCAGAUCUCCCCGGUGGUACUAUUCACCGUGAUAAGGAUGGGAAGCCCUCAGGUCUCCUGGAUGAAUCCGCUGUCAUCAACAAUGCGUGGCCUUUCUUGGACAGACUCUACUCGACAGAAGAUAAAUUGAGCGCCUUGAACACCGCAGUCGAGGGAUACACGGCCGCCGGCUAUACCGGACUUAUCGACAUGGCCAUGGACGACAGCACAUGGGAGAUUUUGAACAUGUAUCGCCGCAACAAAGGAAUCCCAUUCCACGUCGGAGUCCACUGGCUCGUCCCAUUCUCAAACGACCAACAAGCCAACCUCCGCUACGUGGACCGAGCCAUCGAGCUCAAGAAGCAGUACACGGACCCCGAGUUUACCGUCGUUGGAAUUAAACUCAUCUGCGACGGCGUCGUUGAUGGAUGUACCGCCGCUCUGAUGCAGCCAUACUCUGGAAAAUCCUCCCUAGUGGACCCGAUCUGGCCCGAGGACAUGUUGCGAGAGGUAGUCGAAUACGCCGACAAAGCCGGACUUCAAUGCGCCAUCCACGCCAUCGGCGACCUAGCAGUCCACCAGGCAAUCGACGUCCUAUCACAGGUUGGCACGCCCGGCCGUCGGCACAGAAUCGAGCACCUCGAAAUGACCACCUCCGAAGAUGCGAAGCGACUAGGCCAACUAGGAAUCACCGCAUCCGUCCAACCAGUCCACUCAGACCCAAUGCUCUUCAAGGCAUGGCCUACUCUAAUCGGCGAACACCGAUGCAAACGGGCUUUCGCGUACAAGGAGUUCCUAGACGGAGGCGCUCCUCUCGCCAUUGGAACGGAUUCUCCUACUGCUCGACACUUCCCCUUCCCUAAUCUGUACAAUGCCACUACCAGGCGUUCGGCUCUUGAGCCGGAGACUACGAACACUGUUAAUUCUCAUUUUGCGAUGAGCUUGGCCCAGGCGGCUACUGCUGCUAGUAAUGGCUCGGCCUAUGCGCGCUUUGCUGAUUCUUGGACUGGAAGUUUGAAGGAGGGAUUGAAUGCGGACUUCUUGGUGGUUGAUAUGGAGUGGUCGCCGGAGAAGCUCCUGGAGGCGAAGGUUUGCCAGACUUGGUAUCGGGGAAAGAAGGUAUUUGAUUCGGCUGCUGCGACAUCAUAG